Molecule: messenger RNA, 607 nt
Organism: Ectocarpus sp. CCAP 1310/34
Lineage: Eukaryota; Phaeophyceae; Ectocarpales; Ectocarpaceae
Source: the annotation of a GenBank genome assembly
AUGUGGAGAGUGCUGAAGAAGAUGACAGAGUACCACGUGUUCACGGUAGGGAGAAUCAUCCAAGGUAGAAAGAGGGCGGGAAAGCCGACGUACUGCUUCUUCCUGGACGUGAAAAAGGCAUACGACACCGUGUGGAGAAAUGGGUUGUGGAAACAACUGUCCAAAUACGGGAUCAAGGGGAAAAUGUGGAGAGUGCUGAAGAAGAUGACAGAGUGUACGAAAAGCGCGGUCAUGCUAGACGGAGAACUGUCAAAAUUCUUCGACAUUGAGCAGGGGGUCCCACAAGGUUGCACGCUGUCCCCAACAUUGUUCCAGGUGUUCAUCAACGAUCUGUUGGAAGUCGUAGAGGCAGUCCGGAAGGGAGUAAAAGUAGGGGACACGGAAACGUCGGUGCCAGGAAUGCUGUUUGCGGAUGAUUUUGUCGGUAUGUCGGACACCCCUGGGGGACUGCAACUGCAAAUUGACGCGGCGAAGAAGUAUACGGACAAGUGUAGAUUGUCUGCCAACGUUGAGAAGAGUGCCGUCAUGGUAUGCAAAGAGAACAAGGAGGAACCCGUAGAACAUAGAUGGAACUGGGGGAUCGAGGAGAUUGCAGUAGUGGACCAGU